Molecule: messenger RNA, 1413 nt
Organism: Aegilops tauschii subsp. strangulata
Lineage: Eukaryota; Viridiplantae; Streptophyta; Magnoliopsida; Poales; Poaceae
Source: RefSeq, a predicted model, not a curated record
AUGUUCAAACCAAGUACAAAUGCCGCACUGCAAUUACUUCUUGGCAAUACUAGCUUACCAUCGAAACUAUUGACAGGAGAAGACAGUCCAUCUGAAUAUGAAUCUAUCCAGUCAGAUCAUCAGGAAACUUCCUCCGAGGUCAUCCCGAAGCGUUAUGCAGCUGCGCAUUUUCCCACUGAAAGCCAAAACAUCGUACUUACCCUCCCAGGAGUGAAGAAGAAGUGGCAUCCCCUUUUUCACGUCAGACGGGGCAACAUUGGGUACGUCCUCUACGGGCGGUGGUUAGAGUUCGUCCGCGACAACCGUCUACGCGAGGGGGACAUCUGCCUGCUCCAACCGAUUAACAGGGGUGAGGGGAGAAGGUUCAUGCUGACGGUCCAUCUGCUUCCCAAAGCAAGACGCGCCGGCAAAUCCAAGGGUGGAGACGUCGUUCGUGGCUCGAAAAUUGGCGGAACAAGCACGAAAGCCGCCUCGACGGCAUGUGUCAAGGAUGAACCAGUCGACGGAGCAUCAGAUGGUUGUGACAGAGCAGGAUAUGUGGUGCUAGGCUGCAGCGCCCGUUUAACCCAGGAGCAGGAGAAGGUGGUUGCAGAGAAGGUGAAGGCCGUCCGAUCUCGAGCGCCUAUUUAUGUCGCAGCCAUGGACAAGAGCAAUCUGAGCUCUGCGCUAGACUUGCGCACCACGGGACAUGCUGCUGCCGACGGACACCUCCUCCCAGACGGGAAGCAGACGCUGACACUCCGUGAGGCCGGGUGGAGCAAGGCAUGGCGCGUGGAGAUGCGGCACAGGCGGAUGGUCCCGGCGGGAGGGUGGCGCGAGUUCGCCGCCGACAACCGCCUGCAGGCCGGAGACCUCUGCCUGCUGGAGCCGGUGGCGGACAAGAGGCUUGCCAUGGCGGUCCACAUCAUACGCCGCGAGCAGUGCCGCUAGCUCUGGUCGCAGGUGCUGCAGGCUGGUGACCUGAUGGUCUUGUGAUUUUUGACGCUCCAUAAGAAGUGAUCAAGUGAGCACUCCCGUUAGUACAAAGUUGGGUCAUCUAUUUUGGAACGGAGGGAGUAAGUGAUGAGAUGGGAGAGCGUUUAUUUUCUCAAGGAUUAAGAGCUUGGUUGCCCCUCAAUCUCAAGAGAGGAACGAGGGGAGAGGACGGAGAGAAGGUGUAGCUACUGAGCUUCUUAAUAAAGGUAUAAAUAAAAUGUGGUUCAGUGACCAGUGGUGCGUUUAUCUCUGCAUCUAUCGUCUUUGUCUACCUGGAUGGAUUCGCGAUGAUGCGGUGCGGCGGUGCACCAAAUAUAGCCAUGGUUGAACACGAACAGUGCUACGCUCCAGCGAGCAGAGCUAAAGGUGGUUUGAAAAGUGUACUAGGGACAGGUAAGGGAGGAGGAAAUUUCUCGGAAGCAGCCAGGGGUGGAGCCC